Messenger RNA from Monascus purpureus, 764 nucleotides. NCBI's taxonomy places the organism in Eukaryota, Fungi, Ascomycota, Eurotiomycetes, Eurotiales, Aspergillaceae. The record is from the annotation of a GenBank genome assembly.
UGAACGACCCAGCUGGGUCCGGUCCCUUUGAUAGCUGGGUCGUCUUGACGUCUAAAUCGAAUCAAAGGGCCCCUACACGUGAGAAAAAAACAGCACUCAAAGCAUAGGGAGAGGAAGAAGAAACGAAAAAAAAGCUCGUCAUGGAGCCCCGCAGAACCCCUCCCGAAUACUUUCUGGAGAUAUUCGCUGAUACAACUACAGUCAGAGAUGUGCUGAAAGGCGUUCUCAACCUCAUCUUCUUUCACCGUUACUUCCCCUCCAUCCGACCUACGACUUUUGAUGUUCUCGAUCUCACACUUCCUGCUAUCAACGACGUGGAUCUUGAGACCCUCAUCGACUCCCGUGUUAGUUCACUAGUCCGCCAGUAUCUUUCUUCCUCCCCUAGUGCGCAUGACGUCGGCGGUGCCGGUACGGGGGAGGGGGGUGUCCGCGGCCGUAUUGCCGUCGAGUUCUACGAGAAGAAGCGCAGGCGCUCAGGACUCUGGUUCGGCGGACUCGCGGGAAAAGGUGAGGAAGAAGUAUGUUGGGAGACUUGGACGUUGGAUGUGACGAUUGCUACUCCUAGGACUGAGUCUGAACGUGCCAAAGUCCGGAGAGCUAUGGAAAAUAUGCUUCAAAAGGCCGCCCUCAAAAUCCUUGCCGUCGUCAAUAGAGAUAAGGAUCAUAUCCCGCCCAUUACCACGAGCGAUUCCAAUCCUUUCCCAUAUCGCAUCGUGCUGAAUCCACGCACAGAUACCUGGGGAAAUCGCAUCGGGCUAUAUUGA